Messenger RNA from Linum trigynum, 2861 nucleotides. Lineage: Eukaryota; Viridiplantae; Streptophyta; Magnoliopsida; Malpighiales; Linaceae. The record is from the annotation of a GenBank genome assembly.
GGACCGGGUCAAGACCGGACUGUAUCCAAUCCCAUCUUUGGUUCUUAUAUUCCCGAAAAGACCAGACUGGGACCAGAUCAAUUUGGUCUAAUUUAACCGGACCAGACCGUAUAGCCACCCCUAAUGGAUAGAAGAGGAUGAGGAGUCAGCUUGUCUAUUGCCAUCGUACGUACUGAUUCGUUAAUCACAUAUAGUUGGAAAUCGUUUUAGGAGUCCAUGUUGGUUCUCUUGCCGAUGAUCUCCUUUGUUUUUGGUAGAAGAGGAUGAGCUAGUUCAGACUUCAGACUUGAGACAGAAGGAUCUCCCUUCCUUUCUUUCCUUCUUCUUUCCCCUCUUGCAAAAUGAUGGUAUGGGUCGAUACUCGACAAAAUGAAUGUAGCCCAAGGUGGCUUUAUUUGGUUUCAGGGCCCACUAGAAUAAAGCCUGGGCCCGCCCAACCCAAUAGGCCCAAUUGUAUAUGGACUGGCCGACAUCCCUUCAAUAAGAGGGUUGUACAGCCCAAUUCCUUCAAUUUUCCCGGAUCAGGACAUUUAAAUUUUAAUGCAAACUUGCAGACUCGGGAGGCUCUUGAUUUUCGUGGUAUUGAUCUAAUCCCUAUUUGUCAUGUCUGUCAUCGUCGGUCGGUUUGAAUCUAUAGAGCAUCUGUUGUUUAAAUGUUCCCUUGCCCGACGAUUUUGGAGAACCAUUGGUCUUUCAAUUCUCAGGAUUUGUCGACAGGUUCUUUUGCCAUGUUUCUUGGUUCGAAUUUGUUUGGUAUGACAGGUGAUGAUCUGGACUUCAAAGUUACGUUCUUCAAGUGGUUUGUGGGCUUUGGCGCUUGUGGAGUCGUCGUUGCAAGGUGGUCUUUGAGUAUCUUCAACUUCAACCAAACAUUCUGCUGUGGCAGUGGAGUCAUCAGGUUGAGGAAUUCGACAAGGUUGUUCUGCGUCAUCAACUGCUGCCUACUUUCAAUCACAGCGCCUCAACCGGUAUUCCAAGCCGUCUGACGUCUGACGUCUCAUUAUCGAUCUCUGCAAAUCCUCCUUUGAUGCGGCCACUGCGGGUGUUGAGAAAGGUUCUGCAGCCUUUGUUAUUUGUUCACCGGAGGGCACCGUCCUUCAUGCCAAAGCGACUCGCUAUGAUGGGAUAACUGAUGCUUUUGUUCUUGAGGCGCUCGCUUUGAGAGAUUGCUUGUCUUUCUGCAUUGAUCAUGGUUAUCUUCAAGUGCUGAUUCGGGGAUGCUAAAGUGGUGAUUGAUCGUUGCUGCAGUCACCAUCUUUCUCAUGUUCGGGCAGGGGUAAUUCUCCAAGAGAUUAUAUUGGUGGUUUAUUAAGGUCUCAUUUGGGGUAUUCAGGGUGGGUGGCUCAUUUAGUGGGCCGUAAGGCUAUGUUUCUGUCGCCUCAUUUAUUGCAAAGGUUCGACUACGUUCCUUGGGUUACUAGCCAAUAGGCUAGGUGUAUUCAGACUCUUUUCGAUCGGUAUUUUAUCUCUCUAAUCAAGAGAUCUAAUGGCAAAAAAUAAAAAUAAAAAACGUCAGUGAUAAAACCUCUUUUACAAUUGCAUAUUGCAUUGAGUGUCGUCUAGAAUUUGCAAUUGAGCAAAUGUCAUUGAUGUUUGGGUAUUGUCCAAAUUAAUAUUGUCAACCCAAUUUAUCUCGCUGGCUCGGUCGAGGUAGUGGGUUGAGAGUUAAUGGUAUGAUUUCUUUAGCCCGAUUUAGCAUGUAUAUCUAAAAAUGUGAUAACAUUGGAGGAUCUAGAAUUAAAGGCUCAACAUACAUACAGCAUUCCUAUGAGCUCAAUCAAAUUAAUUAAUGACGUUUGAUUCAAGAUAAAUCGCCAAUUCAACCAACAAAUGCCUCUUCGUAAUGGUUCCCUGUGAAUCAUGUCGUAGCUGGAACAGCAUAUCAGAAAUUUACCAUAUCCUAGCUAGCUAGUUCUGCAGAAAUUAUGGAGCAAACGGUUAGACAAGACAGAAAAUAAUCCCAAAAAGAGCAGAGCAUCGAUAUUGCCUAAUUUCGAUUGUCGUACGUCAGUGUAUACAAACAAAAAAUAGAAGUCUUUUUAUUCGAGUUUCUGUGUAGACUGUAGAGACAAAUGAAUUAAAACGACAUACAGAUGCAGCUUUUUUUCCUUGCCAUUGCCGUCACGAUCAGAUUAAGUAUUCCGAAACGGCAGCUUAAUUAAUUAGGGCUCUAUUAAACCAUCCAAAAAAACUCCCAUAUUCCAUUUGCCACGGUUAAUCGUUCGUUUCAGGUAACGAUGACCAACAGCAAAUUAAACCAUGCUGGGUAAAAGCGGCAUUGACACUUCUCGUCGUCCUUAUAGCCAUUUCGACGACCCUCGCCGCCCUGGCGCUGACCGUGCUACGACCAUCGCUACGCCCAAGGGACCCAAUCUUCAGGGGAUAUGAUAUGACGACAACACCAUAUUUGUUGUUAUGGUGACAAUAAUAUAGGACCGCCAAUAAGAAGCCACCAUUCUGCAUACUUUUUAAUUUUAUUAGUUGACUGAAUUUUUAUAAGUUAAAAUUAAAGGAAGGGCAUGAUGGUCACUACAAAAGUUUCAUCCCAUGUCGCACGCAUGUACUGAGCUUUUUCCUCAUGCGCGUGCACUACACUUUUAAUUAAUGCCCAUUUCACUUUCAAUAAUUAUUUUAUUAUUAAUACUAAUUGAUUAUCCUCCUAUGCGAGAAGCCAAAGUUUGAAAAAAAGAAGCUGACAAAGAGUUCCAGUUUUAACUUUUAUCUAGGACAUUAAUUUCCAGGGAUAGGAUACGGUGACAACCCCUUGGGGGUUGUCAGAUUCACAACCACCUUUGUGGCCAUCAGAUACGUUCUCUCUCCUGUCUUUUUCUUCUUUUUUUAAAUUAAUGGUUAAGAUUAAA